UUGAAAGUGAGGAGGGAGAAGCAGCAGCCCUGGGCGGCAGAGAAGCUCAAUUUUGCAUAGGAUGUGCAAGUGAAGACAAGAGAAGUCAAAGAUGGCUCAGUGUUUUGUAUCUUAAAGGCCAGGGAGUAAGAAUUUUGCAAGACUACCCCACUCCUACCCUUCAUGAUCUGUGUACCACUAUCCCAGCCCAGAAGCUGCCUGUUAACUUGCACUUGGCUUCUCGAGUGUACCAUACAGCUGACAAGAAAGGUCACAAUACUUUGCUUGCGAUAUUGGGAACCUCUUUCUUAGAUGGUCACUUUACAGAUGAAGAGCGAAGAAACAGAAUACUGCAAGGAAUUCCUGUUGUGGAUCACAAUCAAGAAUAUGUGCCUGUCCUUCCACCACCACCAGUCGUACUUCCUGAAUGGACACAAGGAACUAGACAGCGUGUUCACAAACCUUAUCUACAACUCACAGGAGAGGAAGUGUCUGCUUAUCCAGAAUGUACAAAGUUGUUUUGGAAUCCAACUUCACCCAAAUUCUCUGUUCCGGUAUCUAUUAUGAAGGAAACUCUAUAUUCAAAAUAUGAGAGUGUUCAAGCAAGCAAGAUUUUAACUGAGAGAUUUUCAGCUGAAAGCAAGGAAAGUGUCAUUAUUUUAAAUCAGCACAGCAGUUCUAGGUUUUUUUUCCUAAGAAAAUCUGCAUCAUUUGAAAAUAUCCGAAAAUGUUUCAACACACCAUCUCCACAAUUAAAGAGAGUAAAAUCUGCAGUUGAAUUGAAGAAAGAAGAGGUCACAACUCCAAUAGAGAUUAAGGAUGACAAGCAAAGCACUAUAAAAGACAUGAUAUUUCAGAAAACAAAGCACUUAGAGCAUUGGAUGACUCAGAAAAAUGAAACUGAGGAACCCUCUGAGAAAGAAAAUAUAGAUAGCAUCUUAGAUGACAUUCAGGACAGAGGCAUUGUGAGAGAUCUGUCACUCUCUCUCAUUGAAGCAUCUAAAAAAGCUGGCAUUACUUAUAUUGUUUAUCCCAAGAAAAAGAAGAUGAGAUGGAAGAAAAGAUUGAAGUUCAAUAAACUUACAGCUUUGUAUGAUGAAUUAUCCAAGCCUCCGAAAGUUCUUAAAAGAUCAACAUCUCAUGGAAUCCUUCCUGGACAGAAGAAAUAUUUACUCAAAGUUCCAUUAUAUGAACGUAAACUUCAUUGUCCCAGUCUACCUUUGUGUUUAAAUUUUGAUGAAUUUGUCCGAAGUAAGGGAGGAAUUCCAGAAAAUUGUGACCCUCGAACAUGGGCUCUUGAUAUGUUCUCUAAGGAUAAACAUCAGAAGACAACCACAAAAAAGAAAGCUGUUAAAAUAUCUAUCCAUGAAGGCUUGUCUGAAAGAAUGAAAGAACCACCAAAAAUAGAAUUGUGUGAUUCUUUGAAGUCUGGUCUUUCUCCAGAAGUUAUUAAAUAUUAUGAAUCUGAAGUGGAGAUCUUGACUAAAGAAAUAAAUGAUAAGAAAACAUAUCCUGCUUUUGCAUAUUGCAGGCGUGGAGCUCUUUAUAGGAAACUGGGAAAGUUACAGAGUGCCAUGAAAGAUCUACAGGAAGCUAUACUAUUGGAGCCAUUGUUUCUCAAUGCCUAUUGGCAUCGGCAUUUCAUUUACCUUUUCCAAGACAAAAUUAAUGAAGCUUUGGAUGAUUUGAAUUAUAUAAAUAAAUAUAAUAAAAAUAAUGCAGAGGCAUAUUUGUCAAAGGCAGAAAUUUUCAGAAGAAGAAAAGACAUUACUUUAGCAAUUCUGAACUAUACCCAGGCAAUUAAGUGCAAGCCCAUGGAGGCCGAUAUAUAUUUCAGAAGGGGUGAGAUGUAUGAAAUAGCAAACAAAGUACUGGCCAUUGAUGACUUUUCUAAAUGUAUUUUUUAUGAUCCCAAAAGAACAGAUGCAUUGUUGAAACGUGGAAUGUUUUACUAUGAAAAUGAAAACUGGAUUUUAGCCAUACAAGAUUUUACAGCUAUAUUAAAUAUAGAUCCCCAAAAUUCUCAAGCCAGGACAUACAGAGGAAGAGCAUAUUUUAAACGGCAAUUUUAUAAGCAAGCAACUCAAGAUUUUUCUGUUGCAAUUCAUUUAGAUCCUAAUAACUGGUUAGCAUUGUAUUAUAGAGGUUGCUUAUUUAGAAAGAGUAGCCCUUUUAGAGCACUGCAGGAUUAUAGUGUUUCAGCUCUCAUAAAUGAUGGCUAUGAGAAUCUUAGUUGUUUUCUACAUCGGGGCAUACUCUAUACGGAUCUAAAACUUUGGUUGCUGGCAAUCUGUGACUUUGAAACUGUUAUUUCUCUAGAAAGAACUGUUAUUCUGGCUUACAUAAAUAUUGGCCUCAUACAUCUACUAUACUUGGAUAACUACUUUGAAGCCACUUGGCAUUUUUCUGAGGCUAUUAGACUUGAUCCUUUAUAUAUUCAAAGCUAUAUUUGUCGAGCAGAAACCUAUCAGAAGUUGCAUAAAUUGAAAAAGGCGGUAAGAGAGUUAUCUCGUGCUAUCCACCUUCAGCCAGAUGGAAUCCAAUUGUAUAUAAUAAGAGGACAAUAUCUUCUUAUGAUGAAAUGUUAUAAUCUUGCAAAGUUUACUAUUUAUCAAGUAGCAGAAAUGAACAAAGGUCUCAUUGAGUUGAGUCCUAUACAGCAAGCACUCAUUUAUUCAUUUUGUGAAAACCAUGACAAAGCCAUUCAGGUCUUGGAUAGGAUUACUUUGAAUAGGCCUGAGCUCACCAUGUAUACUCUAUUAGCAAAAGCCCAAAUGAAGGCCAAGAGAAACAAGGAAGCUGUGAGAAUGUUUAAAAAGGCGUUGGAUAUUUUUUCUCAUUCUGAUAAAGGACCAAAUGCCAUAGCAGCUUCAGCAGACUGUCUGUAUAACUUGGGUCUUUGUUACAUGGAGGAAGGCAAUAUACAAAUGGCCUUUGAUUGUUUUACGAAAGCUGUGAAAGCAAAUCCUGGUUUUGCAGAAGGCUUUUAUCAACGUGGGCUUUGUAAAGUAAAACUCCAAAAGGACAGCUCAAUCUUGGACUUUAAUCAUGCAAUUACCCUCAAUCCAAAACAUUACCAGGCAUACUUAAGCCGAGUAGCCUUCUAUGGUUUGAAAGGCAGAUACUCCAAAGCAAUCUUGAAUUGUAAUGAAGCCAUCAAAAUUUAUCCUCAGAGUGUGCGUGCUUAUAUCUACAGAGGAGUUCUGAAAUACUACAACAAGACUUAUAAGUUAGCGAUUACAGAUUUAACUACAGCUAUCAAUAUGGACAAAAACAGUUAUGUAGCAUUUUAUAACAGAGCAUUAUGUUACACUAAGAUAAAUGAACUUCGACUGGCGUUAACAGAUUAUGGAAUCGUGCUUCUUCUUGAUGCUGGAGAAACUGUGAUGUUAAAUACUUUCAUUAAUCGUGGACUCAUCUAUGUAGAGCUAGAGCAGUAUAGUUUUGCAUUGGAGGAUUUUAAACAAGCUGCACUGAUAAGCAAGACUAAUGUGAACCUCUGUCAAGCCACUGCCAUGUGCCAUCACAGAAAUAAAGAAUUUGAAGAAGCUGUUGAUUUCUUCACCUGGGCUAUUAAAAUUAAUCCAUGUUUUCUGGAUGCUUAUGUUGGACGGGGAAAUUCUUACAUGGAAUAUGGUCAUGAUAAAGCCGCCAAACAAGCACAGAAGGACUUUCUGAAAGCAUUGCACAUUGAUCCAACAUAUAUAAAAGCCAGAAUUAGCCUAGGCUAUAAUUUGCAGGCCCAAGGAAAAUUCCAGAAAGCUUGGAAUCACUUUACCAUUGCCAUAGAAGUUGAUCCAAAGUGCUACUUAGCCUAUGAAGGAAGAGCUGUGGUCUGUCUUCAGAUGGGUGAUAAUUUUGCUGCAAUUCAAGACAUUAAUGCUGCCAUAAAGAUCAAUACUACAGCAGAAUUCUUAACAAAUCGUGGUGUGAUUCACGAGUUUAUGGGUCAACAACAGAAUGCAAUGAAAGACUAUCAAGCAGCAAUUUCUCUAAACCCCACGUAUUCGUUGGCUUACUUUAAUGCAGGAAAUAUCUAUUUUCACCACAGACAGUUUUCCCAGGCCAGUGACUACUUCUCAAAGGCUUUAAAGUUUGAUCCAGAAAAUGAAUGUGCUACCAUGAAUCGAGCUAUUGCAAAUACAAUAUUAAAGAAAUACAAAGAAGCAAAAGAAGAUUUUGCAUAUGUGGUUGAAAGCUGUCCCUUCUGGGCUGCAGUAUAUUUUAACAGAGCACACUUCUAUUGUUGUUUAAAGCAAUAUGAACUAGCUGAGGAAGACCUAAGCAAAGCCUUGUCUUUGAAACCUGAUGAUGCUCUAAUAUAUAAUCUUAGAGCAGAAGUUCGUGGUAAAAUAGGUUUGACUGAGGAAGCUGUGUCUGACUACAUUCAAGCACUUGAUCUUCAAGAAUAUUCCUCAGUGAUAUGAUUACACACAGACCAUGGUUUCUGUAGCAGUCUAUACAGCUCUUCUUCCAGAAAUGGAAGCUUAUUUGUUGUUUAAAAGGUUAUUCAAUCUUCAUUAUUGCAUUUUUUAUGUUUUGUUAUCUAUAAAACCCUUUUAGGCAUUUUAAUAAUAUACUUGCAUUAUAUAUUAAUGAUAAAACUUCUAGUUCCUUUUCUGUAUAUUUGAAAAAACUAAUAACUGAAUUUCUUUAGAGGGUGCAGAAUUUAAAUGGAAAUGUUUCUUAAGGAAUAAUAACAUUUAAAAUAUUUUCUUUAAAGUAAAAUAAUUCCUUCUGAAAUAAUAUAAUCUUCAUCAUUAUAGAAAAAGUGUCAUUGACCUUUUCAUCAGUACUUACUCAUAAUGUAUUCAACAGAUUCCA
Molecule: messenger RNA, 4803 nt
Organism: Canis lupus familiaris (dog)
Lineage: Eukaryota; Metazoa; Chordata; Mammalia; Carnivora; Canidae
Gene: TTC6
Product: tetratricopeptide repeat domain 6
Exons: 28
Coding region: 543-4406 (1287 amino acids)
Molecular function (GO): protein binding
Source: RefSeq, a predicted model, not a curated record